Molecule: messenger RNA, 1849 nt
Organism: Brassica rapa (field mustard)
Lineage: Eukaryota; Viridiplantae; Streptophyta; Magnoliopsida; Brassicales; Brassicaceae
Product: YDG domain-containing protein At5g47150
Molecular function (GO): double-stranded DNA binding; histone methyltransferase activity
Source: RefSeq, a predicted model, not a curated record
AUCCCGAAGCAACAUGACUCGAACAGUGUCUUUUGUCCUCUCUCUACUUAGCUCAAACAUUUAUGUAUCCUAAUAGGAUUAUGACAUAAUUUUCUUAUCGCAACUUCCUUUAAUGCUUUACUUUCUUUUAUGCAUUUGUUAAUCAAUAAACAUAGCCGAUGUUGCUUAUUGUGCGGUCUAAAACAAGGAUGGGCCAUGUGCAAGGAAUUGGGCUAAGAAAUUGAGCCUAAUACCCAAAAAAAACUCUAAAAUAAAAUUUUAGUUAUGAUUUUAUAAACUUAAAAUCAAUAAUAGGAAUAUGGUUUUUCAUAAAUGAAAAAAAAUCUGCGGAAUCGCGCGGAUCUAUAUCUAAUAAUUUUUUUUGUCAGCUUAUCUAGUAAUAACUUAAAACUAUAUCUCUGAAGUUAGAACAUAAAAUAUAUAUUAUUAGAUUUAGAAAUCAAUAUCUUAAAGCUUUAUAUUUAGUGUUUUAAAAGUUAUUGAUAUAAAUCUACAACAAUAAAAUCUAGCGCUGCAACAUAAAAACUUACAUCCUAUAUUUAAAUUAAAGUGACAGCCUAUAUCAAUCAAUCCUUUUAUCUUCCUAAAUGAUGCAGUGUGAAAACCAAUUUAUUAAUGCAUAUCUUUUAUUUAAAAAAAUCAUUUUUUUGUGAUCUUCUUGAACUUUUAACAGCAAAACAUUCUUCUAUAGACUGAAAGUUUAUAUAACUAAUUAUGAUUAAUUGAUUCCACACAAUACUUUUUCAUUUCCUGUGAACAACAAGGCAGCAUUGCAUGAUUGAUUUACUAAUCUAACAGUCAUAACUACUUUUUAAUUUCAUUUACCAAAUGGUCAACACAAUUACAUACAAUAUCUUAUGAACAUUAAAAUCCGAAUCCAUGCCUAUCCAUAAGACAUACCUUUAAUUAAUGUACAUAUGAUUACAUUUUUAUAUAAAUAGAGACUAUUAACUAAUAAAAAAAAAACUACUCAAACUCUUCACUAAUUCUUUACAGAAAUAUGAAUCCUUCUCAAAAGCGACCAGUUGUCUAUGCAGGUGAUGUUGUUGUUGAUCAUGCUGCUGCAAAUUCAGAACCUGUUGGAGUUUCUCUCGGAGAAGAUCAUGUUCCUACACCUCGUGAGAAAGUGCAUGAGGUCUUGCGUGUUUUCAAAGAAGUGUUCACACAGUUGGAUCGAGAGAAACAAGCUAGGCGCGGUGGAGAUUUAUACGAGGCGACAUCUCGAAUAGACCUCAAAACACAAGUUUUCUUAGAGAAAGAAGGCAAACAUGUGAACACACCGAACAGAAUUGGACAAGUUCCUGGAAUCGAAGUUGGGGAUGAGUUCCAGUACAAAGCUGAGCUUCGUGUCAUCGGGCUUCAUUUCAGGAUCAUGUCCGGGAUCGACUAUGUGGAAGUUGAAGGUGUGAAGUUGGCGACAAGCAUCGUUUCGUCGGAAAGAUAUGAUUUUGAUGAUAAGUUUGAUGCUGAUGUUGUGAUAUAUACUGGUGAAGGAGGAAACGUGAUUAACAAGGAAAAGAAUGCUGAAGAUCAGAAGAUGAUAAAGGGCAAUUUAGCAUUAGCUAACAGCAUGAGGCAUAAGAGGGAAGUGAGAGUGAUACGUGGAGACGAGAGAUGGGAUGGUAAAGGGAAGCAUUAUGUGUAUGUUGGAUUGUAUUUAGUUGAUAAGUACUGGUUGGAGAAAGGAGCUAGUGGUAAGAGUGUGUACAAGUUUAAGCUUUGUAGAAUUCCUGGUCAACCUCCGCUAACUUGAGAACCAUAUUUGAAGGAACUAUCAAAUAAAUGAAAAACUAUAAUGUAUAACUAAUAAAUGAAAGUAUUAUUUAAUAAACGGUUGAUAAUGAAGUAU